GAAGCUGAUGUCAGUGUUGAAGAGGUAUCUGGAUGUGUCCAGCAGAGGAGAACAGUGUGAGCCCAUCCUCAGAACCCUCAAAGCCCUCGAAUACAUCUUCAAGUUCAUCGUUCGUUCACGCAUGCUCUAUUCCCAACUCUAUGAAGGGAAGGAGCAGACUGAGUUUGAGGACUCGCUAAGGAGGCUUUUUGAGUCGAUCAACAGCCUGAUGAGAACAGACUACACCACCACACUUCUGCUCAGGGUUGCUGCUCUGAAGUACCUGCCGACAGUCCUGCAUGAUGUUGAAAAAGUGUUUGAUGCUAAACUCCUGAGUCAGCUCCUGCAUGACUUUUAUUCCUGUAUCCCACCUGAGAAGCUCCAGAAACAGAAGGUGGCCUCCAUGACCGAAAUUGUAAGCAGCCAGCUCUUCCAGAAA
Messenger RNA from Menidia menidia (Atlantic silverside), 418 nucleotides. NCBI's taxonomy places the organism in Eukaryota, Metazoa, Chordata, Actinopteri, Atheriniformes, Atherinopsidae. The record is from the annotation of a GenBank genome assembly.